GUGAGGUGAUUGUUUUGGCACCUGUUGCCAAGGCUCCUCCCUCUCUCCUUCACCGGGCCGGCUGCGGACCAGGGGCGGGCCGUUGGCAGCCUCCGCCCUCUCAACCUUCGCGGGGCGCGGGCCGAGGACCUCAGCUUUUUGGUUCACAGCGGGGCAGGGAGAGCCACGGGAAGGGCUCUCCAGGCGAGAGGCGGACUCCAGGCGAGAGGCGGACGCCAGGCGUCGUGGCAAGGAAAAGGGACUAGCUUCACUUCGUUGUCAGCUGGGGACGAGAAUCGACCCACGCUCCCACCUGGCUGCUCACGAUCCAUCGGAGGCGAUGUCGGCCUCCGGUGCCCGAGGCCUGCGGGCCACCUACCACCAGCUCCUCGAUAAAGUGGAGCUGAUGCUGCCCGAGAAAUUGAGGCCGUUCUACAACCAUCCAGCAGGUCCCAGAACAAUUUUUUUCUGGGCUCCAAUUAUGAAAUGGGGGUUGGUGUGUGCUGGAUUGGCUGAUAUGGCCAGACCUGCAGAAAAACUUAGCACAGCUCAAUCUGCUGUUUUGAUGGCUACAGGGUUUAUUUGGUCAAGAUACUCACUUGUAAUUAUUCCAAAAAAUUGGAAUCUGUUUGCUGUUAAUUUCUUUGUGGGGACAGCAGGAGCCUCUCAGCUUUUUCGUAUUUGGAGAUAUAACCAAGAACUAAAAGCUAAAGCACACAAAUAAAAAGAGUUCCUGAUCACCUGAACAGUCUAGAUGUGGACAUAACCAUUGGGACCUAGUUUAUUAUUUGGUUAUUGAUAAAGCAAAGCUAACUGUGCGUUUGGAAGGCACAAUAAAACUAACUAUAACUGGUAGCUAGUGCUUGAU
This is a messenger RNA of Chlorocebus sabaeus (green monkey), 847 nucleotides long. NCBI's taxonomy places the organism in Eukaryota, Metazoa, Chordata, Mammalia, Primates, Cercopithecidae. The record is from RefSeq and is a predicted model, not a curated record.